Messenger RNA from Manis pentadactyla (Chinese pangolin), 8787 nucleotides. RefSeq names its product Rap guanine nucleotide exchange factor 3 (gene RAPGEF3). Lineage: Eukaryota; Metazoa; Chordata; Mammalia; Pholidota; Manidae. The record is from RefSeq and is a predicted model, not a curated record. Gene Ontology annotation, biological process: positive regulation of GTPase activity; Ras protein signal transduction. The coding region runs from base 45 to 3410 and encodes 1121 amino acids. The transcript is spliced from 28 exons. Gene Ontology annotation, cellular component: plasma membrane. Gene Ontology annotation, molecular function: guanyl-nucleotide exchange factor activity.
UCCCCUUUCCCCGUUUCCUUGUUUGCAUUUCUCCUCCCGGCCACAUGGCGGCCGGUGCCGUAAUUCACUGCCCUUGCCCGGACACCCGGCCGCUGCGGCUCCAACACGCCAGCCAGGGCCGCUCCUGCUCCCUGGGCUUUGGCGGAGCUCAGGCUCUGGCACGCCCCCCCGCAGCCCGGAGUCCGGGCUCCACCCCGUGCCCGUCCCCGGCCCCUGCCCUAUGCCCUCAGCUCUUGAGGCUGGGCACCUCCCCCUGCCGGCUCUGCCCGCCGGAGGAGGGGAAGGGGGCGGGCAGCGCAGGGGGUGUGACAGCUCCCGCCCGGACCAGUGCCGGCUGCAGCCUCGCUUCAGCGCCCGGAGCCAGCUGGAUCUUUUCGUCUGGGACGGAGGCGGAGGCUCCGGGCUUCUUGUCGCUGGGGGGGACCCCUCCUCACGCCCCCAGCCCUCUACCCACCAAGACGAGCCUCCCCACCCAGCCCUGCCUCUUUCUGCCCUGGCAGCUGGUCCAGCCAGGAAUUGGCCCUGUUCACUUCUCCUGGGACUUACAGCCCGCACCCCUCCAGGAGCAGACGGGCUCCCCGGGGGUCCCCCAACCUUUUACUAGAGCCUGCGCUGGCAGUGCCAGCUUGGGAAGGAACAUGAAGGUGGGCUGGCCAGGGGAGAGUCGCUGGCAGGUGGGCCUGGCUGUGGAGGACAGCCCAGCUCUGGGAGCACCACCAGUGGGUGGCCUCCCCGAUGUCAUGCCAGAGGGGAAGCUGCUCGACAUGGUGCUGAGGAGGAUGCACCGGCCCCGAAGCUGCUCCUACCAGCUGAGGCUUGAACACCAGCGCCCCAGCCGCAUCCAGGGGCUUCGCUGGACGCCACUCGCUGACAGUGAGGAGUCCCUGGAUUUCGGCGUGAGCCUGGAACAGGCCUCCAUGGAGCGAGUGCUCAAGGCUGGGAAGCAGCUGCAUCGACAUCUGCUGGCCACUUGCCCGAACCUCAUCCGAGACCGAAAGUACCGUCUUAGGCUCUAUCGGCAGUGCUGCUCUGGCCGGGAGCUGGUGGAUGGGAUCUUGGCCCUGGGGCUUGGGGUCCAUUCCCGGAGCCAAGCUGUGGGGAUCUGCCAGGUGCUGCUGGAUGAAGGGGCCCUCUGCCAUGUGAAACACGACUGGACCUUCCAGGACCGAGACACCCAGUUCUACCGUUUCCCUGGGCCAAAGCCAGAGCCUGCAGGAGUCCAUGAGCUGGAGGAGGAGCUUGUUGAGGCUAUGGCCCUGCUCUCCCAGCGGGGUCCUGAUGCCCUGCUCACUGUGGCACUUCGCAAGCUCCCAGGUCAGCGCACGGAUGAGGAGCUGGACCUCAUCUUCGAGGAGCUGCUGCACAUCAAGGCCGUGGCCCACCUCUCUAACUCGGUGAAGCGAGAAUUAGCUGCAGUUCUGCUCUUUGAGCCACACAGCAAGGCGGGGACAGUGUUGUUUAGCCAGGGGGACAAGGGCACCUCAUGGUACAUCAUCUGGAAGGGGUCUGUCAACGUGGUGACCCAUGGCAGGGGGCUUGUGACCACGCUGCACGAGGGAGACGACUUUGGACAGCUGGCUCUGGUGAACGAUGCACCCCGGGCAGCCACCAUCAUCCUGCGAGAAGACAACUGUCAUUUUCUCCGUGUGGACAAACAGGACUUCAACCGGAUCAUCAAGGACAUGGAAGCAAAGACCAUGAGGCUGGAAGAACACGGGAAGGUGGUGCUGGUGCUAGAGCGAGCCUCUCAGGGCGCCGGCCCUCCUCGGCCCCCAGCCCCGGGCAGGAGCCGGUAUACAGUGAUGUCUGGCACCCCAGAGAAGAUCCUAGAACUGCUGUUGGAGGCCAUGCGCCCUGAUUCCAGUGCUCAUGACCCAACAGAGACCUUCCUCAGUGACUUCCUCCUGACCCACAGCGUCUUCAUGCCUAGUGCCCAGCUCUGCGCUGCCCUCCUGCACCACUUCCAUGCGGAGCCCACGGGAGGCGGCGAGCAGGAGCGCAGCACCUACGUCUGCAACAAGAGGCAGCAGAUCCUGAGGCUGGUCAGCCGGUGGGUGGCCCUGUAUGCCCCCACACUGCACACGGACCCCGUGGCCAUCAGUUUCCUGCAGAAACUCUCCGACCUGGUGAACAGAGACGCCCGACUCCACAACCUGCUUCGGGAGCAGUGGCCCGAGAGGCGGCGACACCACAGGUUGGAAAACGGCUGUGCGAAUACAUCUCCUCAGAUGAAGGCCAGGAACAUGCCUGUCUGGCUCCCCAGCCAGGACGAGUCCCUCCCCAGCAGCAGCUGUGCCAUCCGAGUUGGAGACAAAGUCCCCUAUGACAUCUGCCGACCAGACCACUCAGUGCUGACCCUGCAGUUGCCCGUGACAGCCUCAGUGAGAGAGGUGAUGGCAGCGCUGGCCCAGGAGGGCAGCUGGACCAAGGGGCAGGUGCUCGUGAAGGUCAACUCUGCAGGCGAUACCAUUGGCCUGCUGCCAGAUGCCCGUGGAGUGGCCACAUCCCUGGGUCUCAAUGAGCGGCUUUUUGUUGUUAACCCACAGGAAGUGCAUGAGCUGACCCCACACCCUGAGCAGCUGGGGCCCACUGUGGGCUCUGCUGAGGGGCUAGACCUGGUGAGUGCCAAGGACCUGGCGGGCCAGCUGACGGACCAUGACUGGAACCUCUUCAACAGCAUCCACCAGGUGGAGCUGAUCCACUAUGUGCUGGGCCCCCAGCACCUGCGGGACGUCACCACUGCCAACCUGGAGCGCUUCAUGCGCCGCUUCAAUGAGCUGCAGUACUGGGUGGCCACAGAACUGUGUCUGUGCCCUGUGCUCGGACCUCGAGCCCAGCUGCUCAGGAAGUUCAUCAAGCUGGCGGCCCACCUCAAGGAACAAAAGAAUCUCAAUUCCUUCUUUGCUGUCAUGUUUGGCCUCAGCAACUCAGCCAUCAGCCGCCUGGCCAACACUUGGGAGAGGCUGCCCCACAAAGCCAGGAAGCUGUACUCGGCCCUCGAGAGGCUGCUGGACCCCUCAUGGAACCACCGGGUGUACCGACUGGCCCUCACCAAGCUCUCGCCUCCCAUCAUCCCCUUCAUGCCCCUUCUCCUCAAAGAUAUGACCUUCAUCCAUGAGGGAAACCACACGCUGGUGGAAAAUCUCAUCAAUUUUGAGAAGAUGAGAAUGAUGGCCAGAGCCGUGCGAACCGUGCAGCGCUGCCGGAGCCACAGCAGCGUGCCCCUCUCGCCGCUCAGGAGCCGCGUGUCCCACCUGCACGAGGACCGCCAGGUGGUGAGGAUGUCCACGUGCUCGGAGCAGUCCCUGAGCACCCGGAGUCCGGCCAGCACCUGGGCUUGUGUCCAGCAGCUGAAGGUCAUCGACAGCCAGAGGGAACUCUCCCGCCUCUCCCGGGAGCUGGAGCCGUGAGGAGGGGCUGGGGCUGGAGCAGGCACUUCCCGCCAGAAGGCCAGGGUGCGCCUGGGCCAAGAGGCCCACAGGCUGGCCACAGCUGGGCAGGGCUCUCCACGGAGUGGACUCAAGGCCCUGGAGUGGGCAGCGUGGAGGCAGCGGUCCCCUGUGGUGACUGGAGGCCGAGGAGGACCUUGGAGUGGAGUGAGCGGGGCCCAAGGCCAAGGAAUGGGGGACAGAGGGGCCUUGGAGUGGGUGGGAGAGUGGAGCAGGCGCUGGAACUCUGUGUUCAAUAGAGCUCUCCACACCAGGUUUUUCCCAGAUUGUGUGCCUCAAGGCUUUGUCCAGCCAUGUCCAGGCCCCUGCGGUCUGCUCUCCCAGGGGAUGGAGGGAGGUCUGCACUGUCCGGUGGUGUGUGGCAGGACUGCAGGGCUUGUUGCCUGGGGAGGGGAGCGGUGGGGGCCCUGUUGCUUUUCUUUUCAUCGCCUGGGAGAUAAACAGCUGGGUGUGGUCCGGCUGCUUGUGUGGGAGUGGUGGUCCCUGAGGAGCCUAUUGUUACGGUAAAUGAAGAGACAGGCUGGGUUCCUGAGGCCAGCCUGUGGGGGUGUGUCAGAGAAGCCAGAGACCCUGUCCCCAGGCCAGAGCUGAGGAAGGGGUGCUGCACCGUGAGGUGGACCCGGAGGGGCUGGCUGAUGGAGCAGCAUCCCCACCACCAGGUGCGUGGUCUCUGGGACCCAGGCAGGGCACCAAGAUGGCUAACUACUGUCCCAGUCUGAACCCCUUGGCCACAGGGGCUGUGGGAACCUGGAGCCCUGUCAGUGGCUGGCCAGGGUAACCGUCAGCUCUCCUCAGUGGUCCGAGAACACAGUUAUAGCCCAGUUGCAACAGGCUCUGUCCACGCUCUCCACUUCCUGUCCCUCUGCCUGGAGCCCCAGUUGGCACCACGCUAAACCGAGGCUCCAGAGACGUGACCAGUGAUAGAGAGGACACUGAAGCAGAGACUUCUGAGGGGAGCCUAUCCCUUGCUAAGGCCUAAUGGGCUUCUAGGAAGUCAGAUUUCUUAGUGAUGAGAAUGGUCCCAGUGAGCCCUGUCAGCACUGAGCCCCCUGGGAACCAGCUACGGCAGAGACCCCUCAGCCCGGGGUGCUCAUGCAGGGAACCUGCAGGGUGGCCUCCCUCCUCUGUUCCCCAUGACCCUGAGCCAGGAGGCAGAGGGACCUCUUCGCCUUGGGGGAGAUCCUAGAGUAGGUACUGAGCAGCAGUGCCCGAGGGCACCUGGAGGAAGUGGGCCCACAUCUGGAAGGCGAGUGGGCAGCUAGCAAGGCCCUGUACUUGCUCAGCAGGAACAUCUUCUGGGGCUCAGGCAGGACACACCCCUACCUUCUGCGCUGCCAGACCCCUCUCAACCCCCUGGGCAUGGACACACAUGCAAACUACUUCCAGAAAGGGUCAGAGCCCGUAGCAGGAGGCAGCAACCGGGAUUGUAUGUCAGGCUUCUAAGUAAAUCUGAGCAAGCCAACGAACAGUUUUCGGCUUCCAUUUCUCCACCUGCAAGAUGGAUGCGAAGAUCUCAGGGACAAGUCAAACUGUAGCUCUGCCUCUGCUGCCAAGGUGACAGGUGUGGGCAGUUCUGUGUCCUCGGACUUAGAGAGGGGCAGCAUUGCCUUGGGUGAAGUUGGGCAGAGCCCAGUCCCCCAGACAGAGCCUGGGCUGGAAGAGAUGGCAGGCCCAAAUAGCCUGCUCCCAGGGCCGUGGUCCCAAACUAAGCAAGUCUCCUCUCAGGCCUGCCCAGCUGCCCUGGGCAAGCCAGGGACCCCUUUCUCAGAUUCUGGACUCUUCCAAACCUAAGCCUGGCCCACCUGAAGCCCAGCCUGCCAGGGCACCUGAGGGUGAAGGGGCUUGUGGCCCAGGUGAUGGGUGGCUGUCACCCUCCCAGUGUUGACAAACCAGAUCACUGGGAAGCUGAGUUUGACUCAGCUGUGCUUUGAGAGCAUCUUCUCUCCCAUGCCUGGGGACUUCCUGGAGCAGGGUGCCUUCCAGGCGCUGCUCCUGGCAGGGGGAACACCGAGGAAGGAGCAUGGGCCUAGUGACUCCAGAAGGGAGAAGGCUGGGCUCAGGUUUAUUAGAAGGAUUUUCAGAGUUCCCUACCCCUAAGUGUGCCUCCUGCAGCCUGGCUGCAGAAGGCCCCUGUUGUGUACAUUCAUAACUUGGGAAGAUUCUAAUAGUCCCGUGGUCAGGAUUCUAAUUAGUACUUCUGAGGGUCACUUUAAGGGGGCAAUGGGGAAGGAACAGCCACAGGGCACUGGUAUCAGGGGAGCUCUCAUGAGGCGCCCCAGGGCGAGAGUCGGAGGGAGCGGUGCACGGCCAGCUUCACCUGCUAGUCUUGCUGUCCCUGGUAGCCCGCAGAGGAGAGUGGCCAUCUCUGUUCCUCCUCCUCUCCCGCUGCCUGGCUUCUGCACCGGACAGCUGGUGGUAAUCUCAUCAAACGGAGAACAAGACCCCGGAGGCCAUAACCGAGGGUUUGCCGAAGCUCCGAGCUUCCCACAGAGAGCUCUGUUCUCUGGGCUGCAGUCACACCCCUAACAAAUGGGUGGUCACCUUUGGCAACCAAACCAGGUGAGUUAGAUGGUGUGGCAGUGUGACAGUAUGUAGAGUCAUCCCCAAGACUCAAAAAUACUCAAAAGUGAACAUUUUAAAAAUACAAAAUUUUUUUUUGGAGUUAUAAAAAGAAAUCACAUUAUGGAGAGUUUAGAUUAGAUAAACUGCCACUUUGUUGUGCUUCAUGUUUCUGUUUUAAAUGUCAUUUUUUUCUGGAAGGCCUUCCCUAAUCAUCCUAAAUUAGGUCUUUUGUUGUUUUUUUUUUGAACAAGUACUUCUCAUUUGGUCUCAUUAUGUGCCAGGCGCUGUUUUAAAAGCUUCCCAAAUAUUGAUUCAUUCAAUUUUACAAGAUUCCUGCAAGAGAUCUCAUAGUUCUGGGGGCAUCGAGGCACAGAGAGGUCAGGGCCGCUGCCCAGAGCUGUCAGCUGGUGGGUAAGCCAAGCUGGGAGUCAGACCCAGGCGGUGUGGCUUUGGAACCGGUGGUUGUGGCACUGUGUUCUGCUCCCCCAGUCACAGCUUUCAGUGUACUCUGUCCAUAGUCUCCCUCCAUCUUUGGAUGCUGAACUCCUCACCCCGGCAGCCACCUCGUUAGCACAGCGGAAUGAAUGAACAAGUGAGUGAGAAAGGGGGAAAAUACCCACAAUCCACCUACCUUAGCACAGUAAUUGUGAUUCUGAGACUGUAGAUCUAUAGGCCAUGGUAGGAAUUGCUCCUGCCAGUCCUGUGAGGUCAGAAGCACACCUGGGAUAGGAGGCUGGCAAAGGGGCCUCGUGCCAGCACCCGGCUCGUCCGGCCACCUCCGCCCGGCUCUGUCUCCGUCUCACCCUUGCCCACCCCCUCACUAUCUCAGGCUGCAUCAUCACUGUCUGCCUACUUUAUCUGCUUCUCUUUGUUUCCAUUCGUGCCUCUAGAUCAUCUCCAAAGCCAUUGAGGUUUGAGGACAUGAAUAGAAAUUUUAUUUUAUAAUUACUAUUAGGCAGCAUGAAACAAACAUUAGCACAGCUAGGGAAAAAUACAGGCAGGCUCCUGAAAAGCAGAAUGAAGUUAUGCUCCACUGUGGAUGGUUCUGUCUGACCCCCAUGGUGGCUGCUCCUUGCGGUGGUUUCUGGGGAGGCCUGGGGGUCCUGGUCCCCUCAAGUUUCCAUCAGUCCCAGAAAAUUUACAGUACCGCUGAAAACAGUGUGUUUGCUAUGAGAACACAACCACACUGUGAGUCUCUGUACCCCAUUCCCACCUACUGCCCAUAAGCCCCACCCAUGUACAAAUUGGGGCCUCCAAAUCUUGUAACAGGAGCCAUGUGCUCUAUGCUGGGCUCAUUGUCUUCUCUCCAGCCUUUAGCACAAACGGGCUGGAAGGCUCCGUUUGCUCAUUCAUUCAUUCAUUGCUGGGCACAGCACAUGCUGACAGUUAUCUAACACACAUUGGAUGACAAUAGAAAGCAGCAGAGGGGGCCCAGGACACCUUAUUGGAAACAGUAUCUAUCAGAGGUGGCUGUGACACGUCAAAGGCAUACAGCAUAGCUGUCCAGAGCUGAGUCCACAGGCAGGAGGGACCCUCAGGGCGGGAGGGAUGGAGUCAGGUUUUGUGGACAGGUGGGUUUGUGCUGGGGCUGGAGGGGGUGUAGGAGAUGGACAGCUGGUGAGCAGAGGACUGGCAUGGGACCUGGCCAGCAGAACCAGAAGCACAGCCUGGGUCUCUGUGAUGAAUGGCCCAGGUGGUAUGUCUGACUAAUGCGCAGAGGGCAGGCGGUAUGUGUGCUGAAUGUCAGGGCUGCCCACCGACUUCAAAAGAAAUGCCUGGAAAUGCAAACAUGGUACACAGCAUACAAACCACUGUGAGAAAGUCACACAUGGAGCCAUUCUAGGACACAUUCAGUAAGAGGUAACUGCAGACUGAGGUGGCUCAUCAGUGAUCAGAUGUAGGUGACCUCCUGGGCCUCUAUCCUGGGACACUCCCAGGCCAUAGUGGGAUGGAGACUGAAGAUCCAGCAUCUCCAGGAGCUGGGGAUGCCCUCAGGAGGCGACUCCAGGCUUGUGUGCUGGGCUAGCCUCUGGGCCUGUCAGUCUCUGGUCCUGUGCUGGUGGGUCCCCGCCUUGGUCUCAUGGGGACAAGAGUGUGGAAUAGGCUGGCCUGGGCAUAUGUGCCCUUCAGUAGUCCUCUGGGUCAGCAUCUCCCAUAGCCUGUUGGUCCUAACAGACCCUUGACCAGCUUGGUAGUCCAGAGAUGAGUGGGGCCUACUUCAAGCAGUGGCCUAAUGCUGGAACUUCUCUGACCCCUGCCCCACCGGAAACCAGGAGCAGUUUUCCAGCCUGAGCCCUGCCAGUCCAGUAACAGCAUCACUGCACCGGGCAUAUAGUGAGCACUCUGUAAAUAUUUCCUGAUGGAAUUCCCAUUUCCCACACCACUGACAGCUGGCUGCCUCCUGGAUCCUUGCCCAGGUGGCUUCACCCUCUUCCCCACGCUCCAGGCCUCCACGUAGGCGCAGCUGCACCCCGCCUCACUUCCUGAUGCGGAGGAGGCACCCUGUUGGUGUCUUCACUGUGGGCACAUCAUCCCCCCUGCAGCUCUGGCUAACCUUCCCACCCCUGGCCCCCAGGACCCAGCCUCCGGGGACCCCUGACCUGCUGGUUGCCCCCAGUGGCUGACUGGAAGAGCUUUCAAUCAAGGGCAGAGAGCUGAUGUGAAGACCUGACUGGGGGAAAACUUGGCAGGAGGAGCAGCAGAGUUACCUGCCCAGACCAGGCCAGCCAGGAAGAGAAAGCUGUCUGAAAUACAAUUUAAUGUGUUUGUCUCUGUA